Schizosaccharomyces japonicus yFS275 is the source of this 2021-nucleotide messenger RNA. Its product is annotated as nucleoporin Nup40. The coding region runs from base 133 to 1305 and encodes 390 amino acids. The transcript is spliced from 2 exons. The record is from RefSeq and is a predicted model, not a curated record. Gene Ontology annotation, molecular function: nucleic acid binding. NCBI's taxonomy places the organism in Eukaryota, Fungi, Ascomycota, Schizosaccharomycetes, Schizosaccharomycetales, Schizosaccharomycetaceae. Gene Ontology annotation, biological process: mRNA transport. Gene Ontology annotation, cellular component: nuclear pore; nucleus; nuclear periphery.
UGCCCGUUGCCACGCCAACCACCCACACCCACACACUGCACACACCUCCUAGCAGCAGCUACGCAGCGUAGUUUGUGUAGAAAAGGGAAAUAAACGGUACAGAAAGUUGUUGCGCGCACGUUCGUGAGCUUUAUGAACUUUACACCUUCUAUGAACAGCGUUUCUACGACUCCUAUGAAUCGGUCGCUGCAACCGUUGUCGGUUGACGACCUUCGUUCUCCAUCUCCUCAAAAAAGCUUCAACCGUGCUGCUGGCGUGCGUCCAGCAGCCCCUGGACAAGAAAAACGGUUUGUUCCAAGCCAUUUGGCCCACCUGGCUGCCAGUCAGCGUCGUUACGCUCCAGACGUCAGUUCUCCUUUGGUUGACGUUUAUGACUCUCCUUCCUCUAUUCGUACCUCAAACUCACCUCCGUCAAAAUUUGGAGGCCCUAGCUUUGGUACUCCCAAACCCUUCCUGCGUCCCAACCGUUUAGGUGCCGGUGCUGCCGUAGAAGACGCUCCGCCUACUCAAUCCAUUUACGACUUUCCCACUUCUCGUCAGAGUCACGCUCUUCGGCUCGAUAGCGCUCCUGUCUCGACGCUGCCCGUUCAAUCCAAAUCUACUCUGCUAACAAACACCACGGUUAGCGCUCCUCCCCCGAACCAACAAUCUCAAAACCAAUCGACUUCAGUCAUCGUGUUCGGCUUCCCUCCGGCACUCACAACUCAUGUUCUGAACGAGUUUUCUCGCUUUGGCCCCAUCACCAAUCACACUGCUAUGGCCAAAAACGGAGAGGGUGCAUCCUACAACUCGCAAAUCAACGCUCAGGGAAAUUGGGUGCAGCUCACAUAUGCUAAUCUUGAGGCUGCCGCUCGCGCUGUCCAGGCAAACGGCACAAUCAUCGCCGAUUCAUACAUGGUAGGCUGUGUGUAUGCUCCAACACACAAACCCGGUGUGCCUUCGGGAGCACGGAAUAACGUGGCUUUGGAUAUCGAGAUGAUGGACGCCGAAGCCAAUGCUGCGUUUCCUUCAAAACCUGUUGUGUCCGAGGCCCCAGAGGUCGGUCGAAAGAUCGUCGUAAAGGACACCGACAAAAUCUUCAAAACAAACAAAACAAAUACCAACAGGAACUGGUUGUGGGGGAACGCGGCUUCUGGUGCUGAGUUUGAAAAAUCCAGAGAUAGCACAUUGACUCCCGUUGCGGGUACGGAUGUUCAGGGAAGCAGUGGUUCUGCUGCUGCUGCUGCUGCUGCGUCUACUGCAGGUGAAAAGUCUUUUGUUGGAAAGGUUACCGACAUCGUUCUUCACACACUGUUCGGCUUCUAGGGAAGAUACUUUAUUGUCUUAUACUGCUUUAAAAUUUGUAAUACCCAUACCACGCGUUUGUCAUCUCCACCCACAUAUGAAUGCAAGACUCCUUAUAAGCCAAAGCGAUUGAGCUCCAAAAAGUGAUAACACCACAUGACACACACGUAUUUAUAUGCUCUCUUGACUUCGGACACACCUUCACGAGCACGUUCCUACACUCCUUACGCACAAUCACUUAUAUAUAUAUAAAUAUAUAACUACUAGCGGGUACUUUCUUAGGACAAGGGUGCUCGUCUACGUUGGGCCACUUUUGGAUAUGUAAAUCUUGCUUAGUUAAUAGUUAUAUACAAGGCUCGAGGCUUGAACAAGAAUCACACUGGAUGACGGUUUGGAAAACCACGGGAAAGAAAGUGACAAACAGGGAGAGAAAGUAACAAGAAGCACAUAAAAACUGAAGGCAAUGGAUAUUCCAAAAUGGGGAGGAAGCGGGCACCGCCGCAAUAGGUAUUAAAAAAAAAACUAAAACUAAGGACACACACAUUAUAUGUGACGGGCGCGUUUUAUUUUAGAAGCAAUGUCUGCUGGAGUCAUAGUAGGGAUGGUGGAAUUGGCAAUCAACUGAAUCAACUUUCUCGAAUCGAAACGGGCACCUGCUGUAUAUUAGUAAAACAUGAACAAACACGGGAAAAAAAAUAAAACAAAACACAAUUUUCCUAUACCUUGGAACAAAUGGG